Molecule: messenger RNA, 603 nt
Organism: Macrosiphum euphorbiae (potato aphid)
Lineage: Eukaryota; Metazoa; Arthropoda; Insecta; Hemiptera; Aphididae
Source: the annotation of a GenBank genome assembly
AUGUUAAAAACGUUAUUAAAAACUACAUAUGAUAAACCCACAAAUGCAGCGUAUCUGCAAAUAGAAUUGUUUAGCGCGAAACAGCGAUAUAAAGAAACAUUAAUAGAAUACGUUAAUAGAAUACGUAAUUUGGUGCAGGCCGUAUCAGAAAUUAGCACACAAGGUAAAAGUGCAAGCAACGCAUUAGCCGUUAAAACCAAUAUAAGGGAACAGGCAUUGUUAGUAUUUUUGGAAGGGAUUAAUGACAGAAUAAAAGUAAUGGUAAAAAGUAAAAAUCCCUCCAUAUUAGAGCAAGCAAUACAGAUUGCAAUAAUUGAAGAUAAAAAUAUAACCCCAAGCGAAGUAAGGUCCAAUAAUCAUUUUAAUAAUAGGGCUAAAGGGGAAGCGCAAAAGUACAAUAAAGGUAAUUGUCAUGUAUGCGGAAAAUACGGGCAUUAUGCUAGAGAUUGUAGGUUUAAAAAGGGAAAUCCUAGAAAUGAGGGUAGUAAACCUAGUACGAAUAAACCUACAGCAAACGCAUAUUUGAUAUGCACGUAUUGGUCGAAAAAGGGGCCCACUAUAGAUAAAUGUUAUAAAAAUAAGGACAAAUGUGAUAAAGGAUAA